Messenger RNA from Lates calcarifer (barramundi perch), 1485 nucleotides. It is a transcript of the gene prxl2b, whose product is annotated as peroxiredoxin like 2B. The record is from RefSeq and is a predicted model, not a curated record. NCBI's taxonomy places the organism in Eukaryota, Metazoa, Chordata, Actinopteri, Centropomidae. The transcript has 7 exons. Bases 130 to 735 code for a protein of 201 amino acids.
GCGUUCGGUGGGCGUAUGAGGAAGUAGCUGUUUUGCAACUGUUGUACAAGCGUUACAUAUUUACUAUAAGAUAAUACACGGUGGAUAGGCUACAUUGUCUUUAACUUUGUCCGCUCGGUGUGGUAGAAAAUGGCGAACGUCGACCUCGCUCAGGUUGGAAAGAACUUGCUGAAGAACGCCGAAACUGGAGAGAGUGUGGAGCUCCAGUCUCUGUGGCAGGACCAGCCCGUGGUCUUGUUCUUCCUGCGCAGGUUUGGCUGUCAGGUGUGUCGGUGGACGGCGUCAGAGAUCAGCAAACUGGAGCCGGACAUGAGAGCCAGCGGUGUGGCACUGGUGGGCAUCGGACCAGAGGAGUUUGGGGUGAAGGAGUUCACGGACGGAGGGUUUUUUAAAGGAUCCAUUUACGUGGAUGAAAAAAAGAAAAGCUACAAGGAUUUGGGCUUCAAGAGGUACACAGCCUUGAGUGUGCUCCCUGCUGCUCUGGGGAAGAAAGUACGAGAUGUAGCUGCAAAGGCCAGCGCUGAAGGAAUCCAGGGAAACUUCUCCGGAGAUCUGCUGCAGAGCGGAGGCAUGCUCAUUGUGGCCAAAGGUGGUGAAAAGGUCCUGAUGCACUUCAUCCAGGAUUCACCUGGAGACUUUGUGCCUCUGGAGGAUAUUUCCAAGGCUUUGGGGAUCUCGGCUAAAGUAACAGCAGGACAGAGGCCAGUGUGCAAUGAUGAUGUCUGCACACGAUGAGGACGACGCCUGAACAAAACAACAACACUGUGGGAAGCUGUGCCUUUAAAUUGUUCAGGUGAACACAAGCAUUGCCAAUAUUACAUCUACAGUGAAAGCUGCAGUGACAUUCCUUUAUAAUAAUAAAUGCUAUUAAUUUUACAUAUAACUUACUUUACACUUACAUACUCUGAUUGUUUUAUAAUUGCAUUUUUUAAAUUUAUAUUUAUUACAUUAAUUAUUACUUUAAAACUAGAACUCCAAAACAGCCUAAAAACACGUCAGAAAUUGAAGUGAUCUCCAGGAACAGUGGGAAUUCUGAGCUGCAACAAAAGUGUUUGUAACCACCCCUUUGACAGUUUGCAAAGUACUCACUCAGUCGAGCGUCCAAACACUUGUACAUGCCACAAUUAUAUAUUUUUUCUUCUUUUUUAAGGUAAUGAAAUAGAAAGUAACAUUGCAGCAACCCUAAAAGAGAUCCACAUUUUAGGGCUCAUAUGUUACAGAGGUUUGUUUUUACAUUUUUCACUUUAAUAAUCAAUAAAACAUAUUCAGGGGUGCUCAGUCUUUUCCAUACAACUGUGUAAAUGUACAUAAAGAAACAAAGUGACUGUGUUACAUCAUGAAUCACCUGAUUAUCUGCAAUAUAUAAAUCUUUGUUUGCUCUCUAGGACUAGUAUUGACGUCUGUUAAGUGUCUUGACUAUUAUACAUUUAGUUCCAGUAUGUCUCAUUAAAAAUUGGUGCAUAAAUGUAACGGCUCAAACUGAAA